Molecule: messenger RNA, 7571 nt
Organism: Calypte anna (Anna's hummingbird)
Lineage: Eukaryota; Metazoa; Chordata; Aves; Apodiformes; Trochilidae
Gene: FNIP2
Product: folliculin interacting protein 2
Exons: 18
Coding region: 352-3828 (1158 amino acids)
Cellular component (GO): cytoplasm
Molecular function (GO): protein-folding chaperone binding; ATPase inhibitor activity
Source: RefSeq, a predicted model, not a curated record
ACAGCUUUGUUCCAGGCUUGGUAGGAAAAACUCCUAGCACCAAGAGCGGCUCUAUGAUGGUUUCUGAAACUGGAAAGUCAUGUCUACUCUUCUGUCUGGAAUAAUUGGAGCUACAUUAGCUACAGCUAUCUUUCUGCAUAAAUGUCUUACAGAAUAUCAGAUCUCUUUGGCUUUUUUCCCCCUAUCAGGAAAUUCAGCAAGCUGUGUUCCUGUAUAGGGGAAAAAGCUGAUGGUAAAUUAGCACUGUUAAUGGUUGAUCUGUAAUAAAGAAAUCCACUUGAGGCUGCAUCUCUUCAGCAGGUAUUUAAUUUCUUUGAGGGAGCUUUACAGGAGGAUUUUUAGAAAAGGAAAAUGUGUGGGGGUACACCAAAAGCUACAAAUGGCACAGGGGGACAAAUUGAAAGGGUGAGAAACAACAGUGAUGUACCACUUGGAAAUGAUUUCUCUUGUACCAAAUUGGAUGAAAGGAUUAGAAAAUCAUUGAGAGACCAAAGUGUCAGCUGUGUCAGCAGAGUGACUAGACUACUGCAAAACAGCUGGUCUUCUUCAGAGUUUGACUUGAAUGAAAUCCGCCUGAUAGUUUACCAAGACUGUGAGAGGAGAGGCAGACAGGUCUUAUUUGAUUCCAAAGCAGUCCGCAAAAUUAAUGAAGCUGUGGUUCAGAAAAUGGCAGAGGAUGCUUCUAUAAAGACUUCUGCCAAGAGCUGCCAAACAAGCAAUGGGAACAACAGUAUUUCUUCUCAUAAUCCCUCAGUAAACUAUAUGCAAAAUAUCAAAGAGCAGAUACCGAAGUAUCAGUACACCAGACCAGCGUCUGAUGUCAACAUGCUGGGAGAAAUGAUGUUUGGCUCAGUUGCAAUGAGUUACAAAGGCUCCACCUUGAAAAUUCACUAUAUACGCUCUCCCCCACAGCUGAUGAUAAGCAAAGUCUUCUCAGCAAGGGUAGGAAGCUUCAGUGGAAGCAACAAUAACUUACAAGAUAGCUUUGAGUACAUCAACCAAGAUCCCAGCCUGGGAAAGCUGAGCUCAAAUCAGAAUGGUUUGGGAACUGGUCGCAGUGGAAAUAAUUUAGGUGUGUUACAGCUGUGUAGCAGCAAACUGCUGCAGGGUGUGUCUGAAGGAGGUCCCCUCCGGCUCAUCCGCAGUGCUUCUUUCUUUGCAGCACACAGCACACCUGUUGACAUGCCAAGCAGAGGACAAAAUGAGGACAGAGACAGCGGCAUUGCUCGGUCAGCGUCUCUGAGCAGUCUUCUGGUCACCCCUUUUCCAUCUCCAAGCUCUUCAUCAUCAUCUUCUAGCAGCUACCAACGUCGUUGGCUCCGAAGUCAGACAACGAGUUUAGAAAAUGGAAUUAUUCCAAGGUGGUCCACUGAAGAAAUGUUUAGUAUGGCUGAUGAAAGCUGCAGUUCCAAUCCUGCAGUAGUUCGGAGGAAAAAAAUUGCAAUCAGCAUUAUCUUCUCUCUGCCUGAAAAAGAAGAAGCACAGAGAAACUUCCAGGAUUUCUUUUUUUCUCACUUUCCUCUUCUUGAAUCUCACAUGAACAAGCUGAAAUAUGCAAUAGAAAAGGCCAUGAUCUCAUGUAGAAAAAUAGCAGAAUCCAGCCAAAGAGUGCAGAUUUAUAUCAGCCGUGUCAUGGAUGCCCUGGGAGAAUUCAGAGUUACCAUCUGGAACCUGUAUUCUGUUCCAAGGAUUGCAGAGCCUGUGUGGCUUAAUAUGAUGUCCAGCACCCUGGAAAAGAAUCAGCUAUGUCAGCGUUUUCUUAAAGAAUUUACAUUUCUUAUUGAACAGAUCAACAAAAAUCAGUUCUUUGCUGCUUUGUUAACUGCAGUGCUGACAUACCACCUGGCCUGGGUCCCCACAGUAAUGCCAGUUGACCAUCCUCCCAUAAAGGCCUUCUCUGAGAAGCGCACAUCACAGUCUGUCAACAUGCUGGCAAAAUCCCAUCCAUACAACCCUCUCUGGGCACAGCUUGGUGAUCUCUAUGGUGCCAUAGGUUCUCCAGUUAGACUGACUCGAACUGUUAUUGUUGGAAAACGCAAGGAAUUGGUGCAGCGCUUGCUCUAUGUUCUGACUUACUUCAUUCGGUGCUCUGAGCUGCAGGAAAAUCAGCUGACAUGGAGUGAGAAGGCUGUAGAAGGAGAACAAGUGCUAAAUGGAAGCAACAUCACAACUGCACUAGAAAAGGGAGAAGUAGAGGAGUCUGAUUAUGUGGUUGUCACUGUUAAAAAUGAACCUGCUCUUGUGCCUCCAAUCCUACCUCCAAAGAAUAAUGGAAGUAAGAACAAUAGUAUUGCAGGGUGGGUACAUGACCCAGAAAGCACUCAUGGUGUCCCGGUCUCUUCAAAAGAAAAGAGAGAAGCAAUAGGAAAGGCUAGUCAGAACUCAGAAGCAUCUGUGGGCUCUCUAACAAGCAGUUCCUGUAAAGGAGCAGCUGAUGGCAGGAAAAGAGCUAUCACUGAUACAGGAAUCAUAACGUACCAUUUUGAAGAACCAUCUAAACUGGAGGGUUUAAUGGAUGUCAAGAACACCAAGAACCAGAAUGAGAGAAAAGUGGAAAAGCAACUGUCUAAUAGGUCAUCUGCCUUACCUUGUCCUGAAAGGUCUGGUCACAGAAGUUCCCACUUAGAGAAGGUCACCUUUCAGAUUGGAAGUUCUGCAUCACCUGAGUCAGAUUUAGAAACUCAAAGAAAAGAAAUGGAAGAAAAUCUGAAGGCAUACAGAAAAAGUCCAGAGAUGAUAAAUUGUGCCUCAAGUUCCACAAAUCUGACUGUGGAUGCUUCCCAGAAUCAAAAAGAAAGUUGUGAAGCUGCCUUUAUACCCUUCAGUAAACAUAGUGUUUGUUAUGCUCAAAUCCCACCUUGCGAGGGGAGGGAGAGUGUACUUAACCAACAUAUGGAAAGUAAAGGAACUUUAGUGAACACAGUAUCUAGUGACACUCUUUUGCCCACAGGUAGCAUAGAAACUGUAAAAUUGGCAAGCCUGAAAGAAAAUAGAACUUUAUGCUCUGGCAGUCUGGAGAACUAUUCUCCUGGCUAUGUAGAAGUAGCUUCUGCUAUCAAACAGGAUUCCCUUAAAGUAGGUUCUAAAGAUGUCCCCUGUGGGGAUGCUGGAAGGAAAAUCUUCAGAGUUGAAGGGGACAUUCCAAGAAAUGAGAGUUCAGACAGUGCUCUUGGAGCCAGUGAUGAGGAAGGGGAUUGUUGUAUCCCUGAUGAAGCACAUCAUGAUAAUGUCAGCAAAAGAUUAGAGUUUUCAGAAGUGGAACUUCCGUUACCAAGGUCAAAUACAAUCAGCAGUCAAUGUGUGAAAAAUUUUGGAAGAUCACUUCUAGGUGGCUAUUGUCAUACAUAUGUACCUGAUCUAGUGCUGCAUGGAAUAAAUAACGAUGAAAAACUCAAACAGUGUCUACUAGCAGACCUAUUUCAUGCAAUGCAUCAUCCAGUGCUAGAUGAGCCCAUAGCUGAAGCUGUCUGCAUUAUUGCAGACACCGAUAAAUGGAAUGUACAAGUAGCUACAAGCCAGAGAAAGAUGAUGGACAAUAUGAAGUUAGGCAAGGAUGUUUUGGUUUCUAGUCAAGUAUCCAGUUUGUUGCAGUCAAUUUUACAGCUUUACAAACUCAACGUCCCAGCUGACUUUUGCAUAAUGCAUCUUGAGGACAGACUACAGGAAAUGUAUCUCAAAAGCAAAAUGCUUUCAGAAUAUCUGCGAGGACAUACGAGGGUGCAUGUAAAAGAACUAGGAGUUGUGUUGGGGAUUGAAUCCAAUGACUUGCCUUUGUUGGCUGCUAUAGCAAGUACUCAUUCCCCAUAUGUUGCUCAAAUACUCUUAUAAAAUUUGAAUCUCAGGAUAGUCAUUCCUGUGAAGUAAAGUGAAGAAAAUGGGAAUGUUGAAUGAAGAACAGACGUGCCAAACACUGGUAAAGGGGAACACCGAGGAAACCAGGUGAUAACUGUACAAUUCUACCACUUUCCAAUUCUGAUUUCAGCCAGAUGUUUUAUUGGACAACUUCCGUUUACAUCACAUAAAAGGCAUUCAGGUUUUUCUUACAAUCUCACUUCUGACUUAAAUCAAGACACUGACUGCAUACUUGCAUUUUAUUUUUAUUCAAAGGACAAAAGUUAACACUAUGUGGCAGACCAGGAGCUGCCAUCCAAAACGCUGCUCAAAACCAUGAAGUAACAGUUAAAAGAACAAGUGGGUUAAAAUGGAUUUGGUAACACUACUCUUGACUGUGAUGUGGUGUAUGUUUAUUUGCUGGGGAGGAGGAAGAACUGUAAACUAUGUAUAUAGCAUUCCUAUACACAAGUAUAUUGGAUGGGACAUGAUCUUCUCGCAGAGCAUGUUUUUGUAUAGUAGAAGUGAUGGGCUUGGAAGAAGGAACCUGGAUUCAGCAGCUAAAUAUUAUGUGGGAAUGGUGAUGUGCAACUUUUCCUUUAAAGGACAAGUGGGUAAGAAAGCUGUGGCUGCUUCUGUUUUAAUGAGGAGGUGUUCAAAUCAGCCCAUUGCUAGAAAUGGAAUGGACUUCUGAGAUACUUUGUGGGAAAGCCUUAUGGAAUUUCUGCUACAAGUUUACAUUGUUGCUGAUGCAACUUAAAUAACUCUUGAGUUUCUAUAUGACUGUAGUCCUGGGAACUAAACCCAGGUCUUGGUAUCAUCAAGCAUUGCUGUCUCUGAGGAGUAUGAUUUUGACAAAGCAGCUGGCACAAAGUGGACAGUCUCUCUGGGGAAAGAAAAGACAACAACCAACCCCCCCACCAAACCUUUAGUCAAAAGUAUUACUUUUUCUCUCCAGCUUUGAGUUGUCACUCUAAGUAGGAAUAAAAGAGGAACAUUGUUUGAAGUAAAAUGAAAUGUAGGGGGCAAAAAUCAAUAUUUGAUAUUACUAUGAAUGUUUACCAGUUACCCUUUUUGAUUUUUACAGAAAUCUUAAACUAUUAUCCGGGUGCCUUUCCUUAAUAGGUUAACUACUCUGAGACCAGAUAUUUCUCCUCCACGAGCUGAUAUUGGCCUUUUGUGUUUCUAGAAAGCAAAAUAAAAUUUUGUACUUUACUGUUCUCACGUGCUUGAUAACAUGAAUGUAAAAAAUGAAAAAAAAAACUUUUUUGCAUAAAGCCCUGUUAAGCUGGAUAUGAAACUAUGGACCAGAUUGAGGAAAGAACAAAGGAUCAAAACAAAUCUUCUUAAAGAAGUGGAAAACUCAAUGUUGGACCAUUCAGUUGUGAGCCACCAUGAAUAAGGUGUCAGAAAUUGUCAGCUUGCAAGUGAAGUGCUAGCAGCACAGUUGCUUGGGAAUAGUGGAUUCUAAUGAGAACCUCCUGGUCACUGGUUAUGAAUUCUUCUCAUUGAUGAUUACAGUUUUUUAACACUGAAAGGACACACUUUUAUUAAAAAGUGUUUUUAUUUCCUACUACCUUGAUGUUUGGACUUUUCUACAGUAAACUUUCAAUUAUUUGAAACAAUGAAAUGUGCAUAUGUGAGUUGUUUAAAUGUGAUGGGGGUCUUAAUUAACCUUGUAGUUGCUUUUUGAGGGAAAUUGGUAGACUGACCUACUGUGAAAAGGGGUUGUAUCCAUGUCCAGGGGGAUACUUAAAAUUCUGAUACAGUACUUCUAAAGCUGUUUCUUUAUAUGCUGGGUUUUAGACCUAACAUUCCAGAUGUUUCUUUUACUGCGUUUUUCAUACUUAUCCCUAGUAUUCUGCCUAAAAAGGCUAAAAUCUUUCUGUAGUUUAGGGGUUCUACUACUGCUUACACUUUAGGCAAACUUUUCAUAUCUUCUGUUUGUGACUCCUUCUAUCUACUGGAAAGUAAACACUGCUGCAUAUAGUAGAUAUUGCUCUGUCCAACAAGUUCAAGACAAAAGUAAGAAAUACAAAGCAAGUCUCAUUUUCCUAAACUACCCCUAUGGUGGAGAAUUUGUGCAUGUUCACGUGUAGGACUAGGAAACCACUUCCCUGAGUGUGUAUAGCAAUCCUCAUGUUCCUUUCUCUACUUCAUGUCACUCUUAAAUAGUAAGCCGAGUUCAUUAAAAAGUUAGAAUCCAGUUCUCUUAAAGUAUUAGUUGGGAUUUUAUCUGAACAGACUGAUUCUUCAAAGAAAUAUGUGCUAGUAUAGAAAUCUGUGCUUUUGUUGCCACAGAGUGUACAAAGGAAGUCAAAGGUCAGCCAACAUGCAGUGAUUUCAACACUAAUACUGUGAUAAGUAACACCUGAUUUUGCUACUUCAGCUAUUAAAAAAAAAAAAAAAAAAUUUAAAAACCUGCCUUCUUGGAAGACAUCAGAUUAACCUAGGGGUGGCAGGGCAGCCGGUGGUCAAAAGCACUUGGAAUUUUCAGCCCAAGCUAAAAUUUUAUAGUUUUUGUAGUUCUUGCUGCUUUCUCUAACAUUUUGCUGCUCUUCAAAAAUUACAUGAUGAACUAUAUUUUUCUCCGUUUUAGUCUUGGGAAAGAAAAUCCAACCUGAAAAGUUGUUUAUUACUUUAAAAGGCUUUAGACUAAAGAAAGAUAAAUGCAUGUUUUCCCCUCCACCAAAUGUACUACCUCAGUUAGCAGGAUUCCAACUUCUAGGGGCUUUUUCUGACUCUAGGUCUUUAACUUGUUUUUGGUAGCAUCUUGCUGUUUAUGUAAAUCAGUGUGGCAUGACAGGGCAGUAUUUACAGAUGUGUUGUUAGAAGAUCUUUGGGGCAUGUUUCUGUUUUUAUUUUAAUGGGAUGAAAAGUGAUAUGAAUGUACAGAUGUCUCUAGAAUUGAUAAUGUAGCUUAAUUUUCAAAUAUUCCAAAGUUGGUUUAUCAGUAUUACGUAGGUUUUUUGUAAACUUAAUACAUACUUUCUUGGUUAAGUGGGAGUGCACAGUCUUUCUGAAAUCCCACAUAAUGCAGUUUACACAGUGCAAUUUAAAGAAUGUAUGCUUUGUUUUUUUCAGGCAGGACAAAACCUUUAUACACAGGAGGGGAGGAAUGAACUACUAAGCUCUGGUGUUUAAAUAUCAAUGAGUCUCUUUAAACCCCCCCCAAAAUACCAAAGAUCCAAGCAUUUUAAUUUAAGUAGGUACUCUUUGAACUAGUAUAUACAUCUUUCUUCUGCCCUAAAGAAAUGAAUAGGCACUGAUUCUGUAAUGCUAUCAUUCACAUUUCUAAUGGCAUCCUCCAGAGUUACAUAUUUAUCAUCCCUACUCUCUUUAUGUGCAUCUUUACUGUCAAAGUAAAAAAACCCUUUUUAGACACACCAAACACUUGUAUAUAAAGUUUACACAAAAUAUCACUUAUCUCAAGUAUAACUUGAAUUAAAAGGAUCCAAAUAAAAAUUGUCUGAACUGCUGAAUAUAUUCGACACUUUUUCUUUUUUUUUAAUUUUUUUUAUUUUUGAGGUCAAGUGGACUAAUUUGACAUACAUUGCAGGCUUUCCAUAGAAAAAGAUGUGUGUUGCUAUUGCAUGUUUGGAGAGCAUAGGCUUUUUUUUAGGAAUGGCUGAAUACCAAUGUUAAGCUACAGGGUUUUUUUUCCUUAUAGUUGUUUAUGUGUGCUAUAAUUUUGGUCUAUUUCUUUGCGGCAUUUGGUGCAAUAAACUUUCUGAAAUGAA